AUGGAUUUGGAAGGACCUAUUUGUGCAACAUUUUUAGCUGGUUUUGCCUGUCUCCCUAUUCUCUGGAUCGUGAACUUCGUUUGGUUCUUCUCCGCUGCCUUCUUGGGUCCGCCAUCUGAAGAUAGGAAGAAGUUUCGCCUUUACGUCUGCUUAAGCUUCUUCGGUGCUCUGAUUUGGAUUCUCGGUCUUAUCAUCUGGAAUAUUGUCUAUUCUCAAAAUCGCAUUUCCUGGGGAGUACUAGGUGAUCGUCUCUCUUUUAACAUACCACCUGGUGAACUGUGA
Messenger RNA from Mesocestoides corti, 282 nucleotides. NCBI's taxonomy places the organism in Eukaryota, Metazoa, Platyhelminthes, Cestoda, Cyclophyllidea, Mesocestoididae. The record is from the annotation of a GenBank genome assembly.